UAUGGGCUUUGACAGGUGUGCCGCACCUAAACUACCAUACUCGCGACUCGAAUCGAUAUACACUGCUUUACUCACGUUCAAAGAGAUGACUCAAAUCUUGAUCGCUCUUAUUAUUGGAGAACAGAGAGGCCCAGAAUUAGCCUUCAGGCAUUGCUACUUGUUCAUCCUCUUCUUCUUGAGCAGGACCACCUCCGCUUUGGCUUCCACUGGUGACACAGUCCCCCUCGCUUAUUUAAUUCCAACCCAAAUCCAAUCUUGCAGCAGUCUUCAGCUCCGCAAAGCAAUGGAGAUCUUGAACUGGAUGCACCGCAAGCUGCAACCCAGCAGCAACUACUCUCAGGUUUCCCAAAAGAAAGAUGCCUUGUGGGAAGACGCCGAAGAGACGAGAGAGACGAUGGUGGAGAGCGACACCGACGCGCUGCUUCUCCAUGACAUGCACAAUGGCAUUCUCGCCAUUGGCACCUUCAGCCACCACCACCCUCUCGUAUCUCGGUCCCACUCCGAUCCAGAAGAGUUCCGUCGGGAGGAUAGAAAAGAAACCCAAGGAGCGGAGGGAGCUAAGCUGUUUGCGGUGGCGAGGGAACCGUCGUUCAAGAUCAAGUUGCCGGUGGAAGAUGAGAAGACGAGAACAAUGGAGGUGGUGCAGGUGCAUGAGGUGUUGCAGGUAUCCGAGAAGAAGAUCCUUGAGCUGCCAUUGCUGAAGGAGGACCAGGUCAAGAGAGAGAGGCGAAGAAGGACGACGCUGGCAGAUCUGCUUGCGGGCAACGCACUUGAAGAGAACGGAGCCAACCUUGGGGGGCAAGCAUCAGGCAAUCCAUGUCGACAAGAACAUGCAGCGCAAGAACAGUGAAGGAGAGAAGCCACCUGCAGACAACAGAAAGCUACAAACAGUACAAGUUUCCACUUACUAUUGCUUGUAGUGAACACUUUGUUGAGGUGAGUGGGAAUGUGUUUUGUUUGUUUUGGUCUUCCAGUUUGGUGUGUGUGUGUGUGGCUAUCUUGGAACCCUGAUAAAAAUAAAGCUGGUGUAAGAAGAUUCCUUGAU
This is a messenger RNA of Musa acuminata AAA Group (dessert banana), 1045 nucleotides long. RefSeq names its product protein TILLER ANGLE CONTROL 1-like. The coding region runs from base 2 to 850 and encodes 282 amino acids. The transcript is spliced from 3 exons. The record is from RefSeq and is a predicted model, not a curated record. Lineage: Eukaryota; Viridiplantae; Streptophyta; Magnoliopsida; Zingiberales; Musaceae. Gene Ontology annotation, biological process: morphogenesis of a branching structure.